GAAUUCGAUUCCGCAUGUGCCUUAGAUCCCUGGGAAGGACCGUUCCGCACCGUCUUGCAGAAAAGGAAAAGAUCGAAAAUCGGGGAGCUAACAGGAAGUGAAAAGUAUCUCCUUCUGCAAUCGGGGCAAGGCUGGGGGUUGCUUUAGUGCGAUCUGACGCUGGAAAAGAGAGACGGGAGUCCCGAUCGCUUUAAUACCGGAGAGAUCGGCUGAAGAAAGCUCGUUGAACUCGGGUUUCUUUCGGUGUGAUAACUGGAGAUGGAGGAAGCUGUUGAACUGAGACAAAGAAAGAAUGCAAGCUGUACCGAAGUUGAAGAAAAGACUCUCAAAGAAAACAACGAAAAAGGCAAACAAUCUAAAAGAUCCCUAAGAUAUGUCUUAAUCCCACAUUUUACAAAGCUUUUCUUUGGCUGCAUUACAGCAAUCAUAAGUGGAAUGAUGUAUGCCAUAUAUCUUUCAACAUACCAUGAACGCAAAUUCUGGUUUUCUGGUAGGCCGGAACUUGAACGAGAAAUCACAUUUCAGGGUGACAGUGCCAUUUACUAUUCAUUUUAUAAAGAACUGUUAAAAGCCUCCUCUUUUAAAAAAGGCAUUCAUCAGCUUAUUCAUGACAACAGGACCCUGUCACUAAAAACAAUGAACACUGUACGACAGAUGACUUUGUAUCCCGAAUUGAUCGCCAGCAUUUUAUAUCAGGCAUCUGGCAGUGAGGAAGUUAUUGAGCCAGUCUAUUUUUACAUUGGCAUAGUAUUUGGGCUACAGGGCAUUUAUGUGACCGCAUUAUUCGUAACCAGCUGGCUUAUGAGUGGGACUUGGCUAGCAGGGAUGCUGACUGUUGCCUGGUUCAUUAUUAACAGAGCGGACACAACAAGAAUAGAUUAUUCAAUACCUGCUAGGGAGAACUGGGCUCUGCCGUAUUUUGCUUGUCAAGUUGCAGCUCUAACAGGCUAUCUAAAGAAUAAUAUAAACUCAUCAGCUGAAAGAUUUUGCUACUUGCUGGUUAGUGCUUCAACAUACACUUUUAUGAUGAUGUGGGAAUACAGUCAUUAUCUACUAUUUAUCCAAGCGGUCUCUCUUUUCCUGCUCGAUGUCAUAGGGUUCACACAGACAGAGAAGGUGCAUGAAAUAUAUAAAAUCUACCUGUUUUCCCUCUUCUUGGGAUAUGUGUUACAAUUUGAAAAUCCAGCUUUAUUAGUAUCUCCUCUAUUAAGCCUUGCUGCCACAGCCUUGCUGGCAAAAUACCUUCAGAUGAAUAUGAAAAAGGGAACUCUUCUUUCAAGGAUGCUGAAAGUCAUCUAUUUUUAUUUGGUGUUCACAGUCACCGUGACUUUGAAUCUUACAAUGAAGAGAUUUAUUUCCCAUAAAGAAAAUGAGCAUUUAAUUAAAGUUCUUGAAGUAAAAUUGGGAUUAAAUACAAAUAAGAACUUCACAGUUAAUUGGCUGCUUUGUCAAGAAUCACUUCAGACACCAUCCCAAGACUUCUUCCUGCGGCUCACUCAUUCUUCGCUAUUGCCAUUCUACCUUUUGGUGCUAAUUAUUUGCCUUGCUUCUGUGGGUCAGGCUUCUUUUAGGAAAAUGGGCAAUAAACAAGUCAACGAGCCAACCACAAAUGAGAGCGGGGUCAACGAGCCAACCACACAUGAGGGCGGGAUUGGUGAAAGACCAGAAGUAGCCUACCAUAUAUUGCACACAGUUUCCUUGGGGUUGCUUUCUAUGAUGAUGGAAGGAAUGAAAUAUGUAUGGACUCCAUAUGUUUGUAUGAUUGCGGCAUUUGGAGUCUGUUCUCCUGAGCUUUGGACGACUCUUUUCAAGUGGAUCCGACUGAAAACUGUGCAUCCUGUUCUGCUGGGUCUCAUUCUGAGUAUGGCUGUUCCAGGUAUUAUAGGGUUUAGUUUGUGGAAAGAGUUUUUUCCUAGGAUAAUGGCAGAACUCUCAGAGCUCCAAGAAUUUUAUGACCCGGAUACAGUAGGACUCAUGACUUGGAUUAAAAGGCAGGCUCCUAUUGCUGCUGUCUUUGCUGGAAGUCCACAGUUAAUGGGUGCAAUCAGACUGUGCACUGGAUGGAUGGUGACAAAUCUACCCCUGUAUAAUGAAGAUGACCUGCAAAAGAGAAAUGAAAAUAUUUUUCAGAUCUAUUCCAAAAGAUCAGCUGAAGAUAUCUACAAAAUACUCACAACUUACAAAGCUACGUAUCUGGUCAUAGAAGAUUCCAUUUGCAAUGAAGUUGGACCAGUGAGAGGAUGUAGAGUUAAAGACUUAGUGGAUAUUGCCAAUGGUCAUGUUUAUUAUGAAGAAAAUGACAGCUCUGGCUACUCAAAAUAUGGGCGGUUUUGUCAGGAGAUCAAAAUGAACUAUUCUCCAUAUGUUAAUUACUUCACACGAGUAUACUGGAAUAGGUCUUACUUGGUAUAUAAAAUCAAUUCUAUAAUAUCUUUUCAAUCCUGAGAUAUUUGCAUCCUUUGAAGAUGGACUUUGCAUAUUUUUUUAAAAAGCUAAGGUUUCCAACAAACCUUUUUUCUAUUGCAUAUAAAUUGCAGUUGCACACAAAGGAACAUCACUGACUACAUGAAAACUGCAUAGUGUAUCCUGCAUGACUAUUACAGACUGACACAACAAGAGAGAGAUAUGCCCAGAGCUAUAAAGGAUACAACUGUCUUCCAAGAAUUAAAAGACAUCUUUCCAGAUUUUCAUAGCAAUUACUUUUUUUAGUUAUGUUUGUUUAUGUUGGCAAAUACAAAGAAAGGAAUAAGAGAAUUUGCUGGACAUUAUUCUCCAAUUAUAUUCAUAUAUCUGGGUUUGGAAGUGGGGUGGACGGGGAACGUUCCACUAUUUUCAUAGUUUGGAAAUCCCACUAUAUUCCUGGAAUUUGUUACUAUGGAAGAAGUAGGGAGACAAAUGACUGAGAAUAAUAGAAUGAGGAAUAAGGCUGUGCAGACUAAGCUGUUGGCUGAGAGCAACUCUCUUAAUUGGGGCUGUCUUUUUUAUUAUUAUUUUUAGUAGAACAUUAUUAUACUCUUAUGUUUGGUGAAAGGUUUGGUUUAGGUACCCAGUCAAUAAUAGUUUUCUAAAUAAGUUGAAUUAAAUAAAUAUUUCCUUUCAGUUCUGUAAAUCAUAUGGUUUAGGCACUCUUAUGUCCUAUCUAAAAAAGGUAACG
Thamnophis elegans (Western terrestrial garter snake) is the source of this 3154-nucleotide messenger RNA. RefSeq names its product dpy-19 like 4 (gene DPY19L4). Gene Ontology annotation, molecular function: mannosyltransferase activity. Gene Ontology annotation, cellular component: nuclear inner membrane. The record is from RefSeq and is a predicted model, not a curated record. Lineage: Eukaryota; Metazoa; Chordata; Lepidosauria; Squamata; Natricidae. The transcript has 19 exons. The coding region runs from base 259 to 2445 and encodes 728 amino acids.